AUGACAGGCUUUCGUUCUGCCCUGCAGGCUUUAAAUGUGAAUGUUGAACACACUCGAGCUAAGGACAACGACCCUACAGUAUGUCCUGCUUGUCACAAGUGCCUGAGGACAACCCAAGGACUGGCUACUCAUCUUAGUACUGCCAAGUCUUGUAGAUGGUACAAGAAAGGGAAGCUGAGGGCUUUAACCCUUCCAGGAGAGUUCGCAGUUGAUGAAGAUGUACUGAUGUGGGAAGUAAAUGAGCCUCUUCCUGAUGGACUGGAAGGAUAA
This is a messenger RNA of Suillus discolor, 270 nucleotides long. RefSeq lists its product as uncharacterized. The transcript has a single exon. Bases 1 to 270 code for a protein of 89 amino acids. The record is from RefSeq and is a predicted model, not a curated record. NCBI's taxonomy places the organism in Eukaryota, Fungi, Basidiomycota, Agaricomycetes, Boletales, Suillaceae.